Molecule: messenger RNA, 1650 nt
Organism: Exophiala bonariae
Lineage: Eukaryota; Fungi; Ascomycota; Eurotiomycetes; Chaetothyriales; Herpotrichiellaceae
Exons: 7
Coding region: 1-1650 (549 amino acids)
Biological process (GO): transmembrane transport
Cellular component (GO): membrane
Molecular function (GO): transmembrane transporter activity
Source: RefSeq, a predicted model, not a curated record
AUGGCAACUACCGACUCCAAGCAGGUCAUUGACGCGGAAGAGGGGAAAGAGGUCUACCAUACAGGCCACGAUGGCAAGGAGGUCCAUCAUGGAGGCUUCGGCGAAAGAGUGCGCCAUAGCGUCUCGGCGCAAGGUAUGGAUGAAAACACCAAGGAGGGACAGAUCUUCUCCAUGAACGAUGUCGACCCUGCGCUCGAUGCGAAGAUGAGACUCGUAAACAACUAUCGUGCGGGUAUUAAACUAUUCGAGCAGGCUAUUGACGAAAUCGGUUGGACAAAUAUGCAUCUGAAGCUCUUCUUCCUUAAUGGGUUUGGAUAUGCCGCCGACUCUUUGAUUCUGCUUCUCCAGUCUGUGACGGCCGGGCAGGCGGCAUUGGAGUUUCAGCCGUCCUUCACAAGAGGCUUGACCGUGGCUGCAUAUACUGGGAUGCUUGUAGGAGCGCUAUUCUGGGGAUUGGGGGCCGAUGUUAUCGGGCGUAGAUUCGCCUUCAACGUUUCCCUUUUUACCUGCUCCGUCUUUGCUAUCUGCGCCGGUGCCUCUCCGAAUUGGUAUGUCCUGGGAACUUUUACAGCGCUGGCAGCUUUUGGAUCGGGCGGAAACUUGAUCCUUGACACAACGGUUUUCCUCGAGUUCCUGCCGGGAGACAAGCAAUGGCUUUUGACUCUGAUGGCCUGCUGGUGGGGAUUAGCACCCGUUGUCGCUGCGGCGUUCGCCUGGCCAUUUCUAUCCCUGCCACAGUAUAUCUGCGUGGACGCGGAGUCCUGCACAUAUGAGAACAACAAGGGCUGGCGCUACGUAUGGUACGCGAACGGCGCACUCGUAUUCGUCCUGAGUAUCGCCCGUGUGACGGUGAUCCGCCUGAAAGAAACACCGAAAUACCUGCUCGCCAAGGGGCAGGACGAAGAAGUCGUCAAGACAUUCCAAGAUAUUGCGUCAAAGUACAAUCGACCCUGCUCCCUGACCCUCGAGCACCUCGAAGCCUGCGGGCCCAUUAAACCCACCUACGGCAACUCGCGAUACGGUGUUGGUGAGUUCGUCGCGCACCUGCGCGGGCUCUUCGCGACGAAGAAACUCGGUAUCUCGACCAGUCUAAUCUGGCUAUCCUGGACACUUAUCGGGCUAGCUUACCCUCUAUUCUAUGUUUUUUUGCCGGAAUUCCUCGCCAGCCGUGGCGCGCAGACCGGUGAGGAUAGCCCGUACUAUACGUGGCGGAACUACAUGAUCACCAACACCGUGGGCAUUUUCGGACCCGUCGCAGCGGGUUUCCUGUGUAACUGGAAGUAUCUCGGUCGGAGGUAUACGAUGGUCAUUGGGGCUUUGAUCUCCAUGGCUUUCUUCUUCGCGUACACGGCUGUGCGCACGUCGGCGCAGAACAUCGGCUUUACUUGUGCGAUUUACUUUACGGUGAACAUAUACUAUGGGACGCUCUAUGCGUAUACGCCUGAGAGUCUGCCAUCGGCGCAUCGAGCGACAGGAAAUGGAAUUGCAGUCGGAUGCAACCGCAUCAUGGGCCUUGUUUCCGCAUUCGUCGCUACAUAUGCCAACACCAAGACCAGUGCACCGAUUUACAUCUGUGCUGUUCUAUACAUUGCGAUGGCUAUCGUUGCGAUUCUCAUGCCGUUCGAGCCGUACGGGAAGAGAUCGAUGUGA